Dibothriocephalus latus is the source of this 579-nucleotide messenger RNA. NCBI's taxonomy places the organism in Eukaryota, Metazoa, Platyhelminthes, Cestoda, Diphyllobothriidea, Diphyllobothriidae. The record is from the annotation of a GenBank genome assembly.
AUGGCCGCUUUGUUGGCCAACUCUCUUCGACGUCAGUCAUUGUUCCUCCAGUUUUCGGAAAUGCUCAAUGUGCGCCUGUUAAGUUCGGACAAGAAGUCACGCCCUCCACAUCCCAAACCCAAGUCUUUCGAGGAAAGACGGAAGCUCAAGAAGGCUGCCUCCAAGACAACCGGUGCUAUCCCAACCAGCGAGCUGCUGAAAGAUUUUCUCAACCCCCCACGUGCAAAGUCAGACCCAGCUCAAGCGGCUAAGCUGUCGAAGUCAAAAACGAAACCAGAACCAGAUGCUACCGCGACUCCCGAGACCGCCGAACCUUCUGCCGCCAAGCCCAUGCUAGAAAAUGUCAUCAAGUCGAAGGACCUUUUGAAGGACUUUUUAGACGCAAAGGGCAGGCCUGAUCGGAGAUUGGUUCGUCAGCGGCUGUCGUCAACAAAGGGUUCCGUGGUAGACGAGCACUUUCGUUCAAGACGCACGGAAGCUCUUCCACAGCCCGAGCAACUUAGCAUCUUUGACGAAUUGCCUUUUCCCGAAAAAGGUUCGUGCUUAAUAUUCUCAGUUUUUGAUUGUAUUCUAUGGUAG